CGCCGGGGCACCACACGGCUUCGGCCCCGGGGGGGCAACAUGGGCCCGGGACCCCCGAAUUGAGUGGGGGGCUUCGUUGUCAUGGGGACGGCGCUAGGCCGCGGUCGCGGCCUACUCAGCCACUCGAUCGGAGGCUUCGUUGCCGUGGCGACGAGGCUAGGCCGCGCUGGCGGAGGACCCCGGGGGGGCCGGCCCCGCAUCCCGGGGCCCCGCCGCCAUCCCGGGCCGGGAAACGGGCCGGGUGGUUGCCAGAUGUGCGCUGUGGCGGCGCUUUCCCCGCGGAAGCCCCGGUGAGUCACGGGAGAGGCGGCGGCAGCAGCGUGAGACCCGUGGGGACAGUAACCCCUCCUCCCCGCCCGCUCUGCGCCCCCCACGUGCGUCCCCGGCCCGCCCCCGACAUGAGGCUGCUGUGGGGAAGGGGCUGACCCCGCGCCGUGCUCCCCGCGUCCCUACCUCGCCAUGGCCUCCCAGCCGCAGCCCCUGCCCCCCGCCGUGCCCUGCGCCUCCCCUGCCGGCACCGCGGGGGCCGGGCUGGCCGGCAGCCCCGAUAAAGGCAGCGCACGCCCCAAGCCGCCGGUGCGGCCCAAGCCCCGCGUGCUGCCCAAGCCGGCCGUGCCCGCCAAGCCCCCGGCGCCGCCCCCCGCGCCGGGCCCGCGGCACCCCCGGCCCGAGCUGCCCUCGGCCGAGAAGAUGAACCGCCUGGCCGGGCCCCAGCCCUACAGCGGGGCGGGCGCAGGGGGGCCCCUCCGGCGCCCCUCCUUCACCGUCAGAGCACCCGAGACCCCCAAUGGGAAGGGGCCCUCGUCGCCGUCGGUCGCAGGCACCGAGGAGGAGGUGCCGCCGGCCCCGCCAACCCCCUCGCGCAGGGGCCCGGCCCCCUUCAAGGUGACGCCGGUGCCGGUGGCCGCCAGGCCGGAGCGCUUCCCGGGCACCACCGUGGAGGAAAUCCUCGCCAAGAUGGACAGCAGGGAGGGCCCGGGCAGCCCAGACCGGGCCUGGCUCUCGCCCUUCUGCACCGACCCCUCCUCCCGCUUCGGCUCCAAAACCUUUGUUGCUUUCCGGAAGCGUCCCGGCGGGGAGGCAGAUGGAGACCCUGCCGGUGAAGCCCCCCAGACGCCCGCAGCUGCGGCAGGCGAGCUGGGAAUGGGGGAUGAUGGACACCCUGUGGCUGAGACGAGCAGCUCCCCCCAAGCUGGGCCGAGCUGUGCCGGGGAUCCCUGUGGACGCCGGAGGCCGCCAUCCCCUCCUGACCUUUCCACACUACAGCUGGGUGCCCUCGGACCUCCAGGCUCCCCAAGGCCUCCCACCUGCCCAGCUCCAGCCCCAGGAGCUCCUUUCCAGCCUGCUGAGCCCUCUGCCCCAGCCCCUGGCUCCCCUGAUGCCCCCCCUGAGCUCCUGGCCCCUUACUCCCCCACACUGCCCCCCGGCUCCCCCGAAUCCCCCACUCGGCCUCCAGUUGAGGUCCCUGUCACCUCCAUCCAGGCCCCGGGCGCUCCCUCGGCCACCGAACCCCAGCUCAGCGUCUCCCAUUCGCCUGGCUCCCCACACACUCCAGGGGAGGGAUCCCCUGGCACUGCCAGCCCCCCUGGCACUCCUGAACUGCCCCCACGAGUCACCUGCCCCCCCGGCUCUCCUGAAGCUGCUGCCGAGUACCUGGGCCCCCCCAGCCCACCCCUUGCCAAAGCCUCUCGUCCCCCAGGCUCCCCAGAGGGGCCUGAUGACUCCACAGUGUCCCCACAGUCCCAUGAGGGUCCUGAUUUCAAACCCCCUCCCCGUGAUGUGGGGCUCCGGCGUUCCUCCGAGGGGGUGCUGCGGCCCCCACCCACGGGGCAGGGCCUGGGGGAGCUGGGGGGCUCACUGAGUGCCCUGCCCCGGGCUGGAGACCUCCUGUCAGAGCCCUCCCUGGGCAGCGAGUCCGCCUGGAGCCUUUCCCAGUCCUUUGAGUGGACAUUCCCAUCGCGGGGGGCACGCUUGCCAGCCUUCCCUCCCCGCUCCCCCAUCCGGGAGACACCUGACUCGGGGCUCUCUGAAGAGGGGGAGUCAGAUGGGGAGGCUGUGACCCCCGGCCCUCCAAAGGACAGGAGCUCUGAAGGGUCUGGCAGCCAGCAGGCAGAGGGGGCUCCGUGCCCAGGGGGUCCCGUGGCACAGCGAGAGGCUGGGGGCUCAGCGGAGGAGGAGGAGGAGGAAAGGGAGGCAGAGCAGGAUGCUCCCGUGUCCCAUUCCCCACUUCGUGUGACAGAGCCUGGCCAGCACCCGGCUGAGCCUGAGUCCUCCACCCAGCCCAGCCUUACCACAACUGCCCCCCUGGCUCCAGCCCCCCCAGAUCCAGCUGCUUCCACUGACUCAGCCUGGGCAGGUGAUGGCCCCAAGAGCCUGCAGGGUCCUGGGGGCCCAGGCCAGGCUGAAAAACCCUCGCAAGACCCUGACCCUCACGCUGACCCGGGGUGGCUGACAGAGCUGUUGGAGUCACCUGGGGUCCACGGCUCUCCAGAGAACCUGCUGGGCUGGUCACGGAAGGACCUGUGCAGUGAGUUUGGCAUUGGCCGCCCUCGCCAGGACAGCACCUUUGACUGGAGCCACCCAGGUGCGUCCAGGGAGAGAGACUGGCCUGUUGAGACCAAGCAGGACCAGGAAUUCGGGACCAAAUCCAGCUGGGACAGCAGCCACAGCGACAAGGACAGCAGUGCCCGGGAGAGCUGGAGCAGUGACUACAGAGCAGCAGAGCUGAGGGGGGACACGAAACUGGGCUGCAGCGACUGGUCCCAGUCCCUUGGCACUGGGAAGAGCUGCCCACAGGAUCCAGACUUCAGUGCCAGCACAGCUGAGUGGGGCCAGGGCUAUGGCAGCACGGAGGAACUUGGCUCUAAACAGGCCAACUGGGGCAGUGGCCUUGGCACGGGACAUGUCCAGCAGCUGGACAAGGAGCCACACUCUGGGCAGCCUACCUGGGCAGGCAGGUACAGCAGCAGGGACACGGAGAUGAAGGACAGGGAACUCACCCCAGACUGGACCAGUAAAUACAGCAGCCAGGAUGCUGGGAGUAAGGACGAGAAUUUAACGCUGGGCUGGGCUGGCAGAUCCAGCACUGGGGACAGCCCAGAUAAGGAGGUCAGCCCCAGCCGGCCAGCCUGGGACAGGAGGUAUAACCCCAGGGACAUGGAGAGCCAGGACAGGGAGUUCAGCCCCAGCAGGCCAGCCUGGACUCGGGAGUACAGGGACACAGAAAGCCAGGACAGGGAGUUCAGCCCCAGCCGGCCAGCUUGGACUGGUGAAAUCGGGGACAUGGAAAGCCAGGACAGGGAGUUCAGCCCCAGCAGGCCAGCCUGGGAUGACAGAUCCAGCACCCGGGGCAUGGAGAGCCAGGACCAGGAAUUCAGGCCCAGCAGGCCAGCCUGGGAUGACAGGUCCAGCACCAGGAGCAUGGAGAGCCAGGACCAGGAAUUCAGCCCCAGCAGGCCAGCCUGGGAAGACAAAUCCAGCACGAGGGGCGUGGAAAGCCAAGACCAGGAGUUCAGCCCCAGCAGGUCAGCCUGGGAUGACAGAUCCAGCACCAGGAGCAUGGAGAGCCAGGACCAGGAGUUCAGCCCCAGCAGGCCAGCCUGGGAAGACAGAUCCAGCACCCGGGGCAUGGAGAGCCAGGACCAGGAGUUCAGCCCCAGCAGGCCAGCCUGGGAAGACAGAUCCAGCACCAGGAGCAUGGAGAGCCAGGACCAGGAAUUCAGCCCCAGCAGGCUGGCUGAAGCAAGUGAAUGCAGCAGGGACCUGGAAACUCAGGAUGAGUUCAGUCCCAGCGGAGCAGCCUGGCCUGACAGAUCCAGCACCAGGGACAUGGAGACCCAGGACAGUGAAUUCACAUCCAGCAGAGCAACCAGGCAUGGUGGGCACAGCACUGGGGACACGGAGACCCAGAAUGGGGAGUUCAGCCCCAGCAGAAGUGUCUGGCAUGACAGAUCCAGCACCAGGGAUGUGGAGGCACAGGACAGAGAGUUGAGCCCCAGUGGAGCAGCCGAGGAUGGGCAGCACAGCUCUGUGACUCCCGGGGAGGAAGAGCAGGAGCUGGUCCCAGCCCGGCGGAGCUGGCCCGGUGAAGGCAGCAUCGGACAGACCGGGCUGCUCGGGGUUGGUGAGGAGGACAUGCCCAGCUCCCACCACCCAGAGCCCCCAGCCCAGGAGCCCACCUGGGGCAGUGCCCACCAGCAGGAGCGUCACAGCUCUGGCAGCAGGGACUGGGCUGCGGAGCUUGGAGCAGCUGAGUGCCAGAACCAGUUUGGUGUCAUUGGGACAGAGCGGGUGCCAGAUCCCUGCAGUGCCAGAGCCUCGGAUGGCUCCAUGUCCGGGGUCCAGCCACAGCCAGGCUUGCACAGGGAUCUCUCUCUGGACAUGGGCAGUGCCCGCUGGAGCCAGGAGCUGGACAGCUGGAGUGUGGAGCCACAGGAUGCUGAGGCCAGGCGCCAGGAGUGGGCGAGUGCCUUUAACGCCCGCUGUGCCGCGCGCAGCCGGGACCUUGGUGCGGGGGAGCAGAGCGUGGGAGGGGACACCGGCGCAGAGCACGGCAGGUCAGCCCCCAGCCCUUCGAUGGGUGACAUUCCAGCUGAUUGCCCAGCUGUGGAGUCCCCCCGGAGUGAGUCACCCAGCCCCUCUGAGGAGGAGAGGCAUCCCUCUGAACCAGCUGCUGCCCCACAGAGCCCCAGGGUCCCCCCUCUGCUGCCAGAGGCUGCCAGUGGGAUCCCAAUGGACACAGGAAAUGAGGAACAGCCCUCAGACCAUCCAGACGGGGAGAGCUCCUCGAGCUGGGGGGAACAGCGGCUCUCACUCAAUACCCCCCAGCCCGAGGGGUCCAUGGAGCAGGGGCAGGAAUUUCCUCUUCUGGAGGACACAGAGCUCCUGGACAGCAGCGUGUUCCGCUGCAAGGCCAGCCUGGGCCGCAAGCGCCAGCACCGGGCGCCGUCCCUGCGCCCCACCACCGAGGGGGAGAGCUGGAUCUUCCGGGACUCCACGGAGCCCCGGCCAGCCCCAGCAGCGUCCUCCGACGAGGAGGCAGCGGAGGAGCCCCGGAGCCGGAGGAUGCGCGGCUCGUCCUCGGGCAGGGGGGUGAAGGUGCCGCUCUUUCCCGGCCUCAGUGCCUCUGCCAUCAAGGCGAAGCUGAGGGGUCGCAACCGCUCGGCUGAGGAGGGGACAUCAUCAGGGGACAGCAAGGGGACCCCUCCUAAAGACCCCCAUGUACAGCGCUCCAAGUCCUGCAAGAUCCCUGGUGUGAGUGGGAAACCCCCAGCCCUGCCCCCCAAGCCAGAGAAAUCCUCAGGAUCCGAGGCCUCUCCCCCCCACUGGCUGCAGGCGCUGAAGCUGAAAAGGAAGAAGCCUUGAGCAGGGCUCGCUCCGACGCUGAAGCCCGCUGUCCCUGGACCAGGGCUGUCCCCUCCCAUGGGGACAAACACACACACACACACCUAUGCACUUUGUACGAGCUCGCAGGGUCCCUGUCUUCACCUCCUCCCCAUCCCCUUGGUCCCCACGGGUCUGGGGGUGGGCACGAGCCCCCCCCUUCCCCUCCCCCCUGCUCAUGUAUGUCCCUGGACACAGGGCAACGGGUCCAGCUCGUGGUGCCACUGCCACAGACAAUAAAACCUCGCUGGUCAGUUCAGA
Passer domesticus (house sparrow) is the source of this 5643-nucleotide messenger RNA. RefSeq names its product tankyrase 1 binding protein 1 (gene CNOT12). Gene Ontology annotation, cellular component: nucleus; heterochromatin. Gene Ontology annotation, biological process: double-strand break repair; cellular response to ionizing radiation. Lineage: Eukaryota; Metazoa; Chordata; Aves; Passeriformes; Passeridae. Bases 460 to 5364 code for a protein of 1634 amino acids. The transcript is spliced from 13 exons. The record is from RefSeq and is a predicted model, not a curated record.